UGUUAAAAUAUCUACUUCAUAUUGGGUUGUACUUGACCUUUUAUAAAUAGUGAGCAGGAGUGAAUUGAUUUUUUAAUCGACGAGCUUUUGUAUACAUAUAUGCUUAAAAAGUUUUUUUUCUUCAAUACACUGUUUUUUUUAAGGACUGGAAUAGAUGGGGAUCGUUGUUGGCCAUUACUGUCUUACUCCUCGCUAGUUCAUCUACAGUCACCGGAAGCAACCAAUGUCAAAGUUUCUUGAGCAAUGCGAUACAGUGCGGCCAUAUUGGUACACCGGCACUUGGCAACACGCGUUUGGUUGCCAAGCCAAAGGUAAUGACAUGGAUACCGGUCAAUCAGAUUACAGGAAAUCGUCACAUGGUGUGCUCAUACUCUGGUGCUGGUUCAAAGACACCAUCGGGAUCAUUCGGUAGACUUGACGGGAGUACUAAUCAUACUUGGCAGCAUGCGUCUACCAUCCCAUCUUUUGGGGGACAUCACAACGAUCAAUAUACAGUCGAUUUCAAAGCCCGCUCUCCAACCGAUAUUCCCGCUAAUACCACCACAGCCUCUACCAGCCAGGAAGUCCCAACAACCACUAGAAGCCGAUCAACCAAAGUUGUCACCCUUGGUACCACAGUUGUUGCCAAAUCAACAAAGAAGCAGCUUGGGCCAACUUCUGCACAAGCUGGCCUCUCGACACCUUUACCUGAUUCGACCACUGUAGCUAACACCCAUAAGGUGACAACCACGGGGGCUAAGAGCACCGCCAAUGCCAGGAUUGCUACAUCUGAACCCGACACCUAUGUAUGUGAAUACUCCACGAUCAACACAGAUGCGAUUCAGUUCAAAUUCCCAGCUAUACUCGCUUUCCCUCUUCAUCUCGAUGUCUCCAUCAAAGGGCAAAAGUCUGCCAAAAUCUUCUUGACUCAAGAUCGAUCUGAAGAACAAACACUCGCCUACUACGAGAUCACUUUAGGUACUCUGUUUGAACAAGCCAGAGGGACAGUUCAACACUGUGAAUUGCCAGAGUCCUGCUCUCAGAUAGAAAAGGCUGGCGGAUUCGGACUAUCCUCGACCGAUUUCACUCGGAUUUGGGUGGAGUACGAAGCCAGUGGUCGGAUCCAAGUUGGACACUUCGGACAACCGGCUGAAAUAGACGUAACCGACACAGAUCCGAUUUCUAAUAUUAAAUACGUCGGAUUCUCUAACCGGCUUGUAGCAACUGAGUGGAUCUUUCACGACUAUUGUUAAAAACAAAGUCAAUACCAUAGCAUAUCAGUAAUCAAUGCGAAGAGGAGCUUGCAGUUAUACUAAACAUUAUUAAGAAUAAUUGUUUCUUGUAUAAGAUUUUGAGCACUACUUAAAUCGCAGACCUUAAUGAAAAAAUACUGAUACUGAAUGCAGUCUCUCCUUUUGUUUUUGAUAUACGUGUACAUGUAUCUCAUGAUUAUGAUAUAUUUAUGUAUUAAUAUAUAUGUAUACAUGAUAACAAACUCAGACUGUUUUUCAGCAUGGUCCUGUUAACAUGAAAAUAACCUUAUAUACAUAAAAGAGUGAAUUAGGUUAAAUUAGAAUAAUGAAAUCAAUACAUUAAAAAAAUCACAAAAUUGCUAAUACAGGCUCAACACCAGACUUAAUUAAUUGUGAUAUUUCAUUAAUGAACAGUAUAAGAAUAACGUGGGAGCAAGAACUCUCCCUUGAGGUACCCCUACAGAAACCUUGUUUUCCAUGGGUGAAAAUAAACAUAAUGAUUUCUACUUUUAGGUAAUGUAAAUCACUUUAGCAUAUUUCAAACUGUACCAUAUUGUUGCAUCUUGAAUCUUAAAGAGUAGAAUUUCAUGUGCUCUAUAUAUACACAAUCGAAACAUUUCGAUAUAUAUAUGCUCUUUUUUCCUUUUCAUUAUAUGCAUCAAGGCAUUCAUCAAUGACUCUGCAUGUGGAGACACGUAGCCGUCGUGUGGUACGGUAGGAACACAUGCUCUUCAGUAUUGAUAGGAUUGUGUUAAAAUAAAAGAGCAAUUUCUCUUGAAUUUCCUUUUCUUUUGUUUUAGAGAUAUGGCUUCAUUCAAUU
Messenger RNA from Lytechinus variegatus (green sea urchin), 2052 nucleotides. RefSeq lists its product as uncharacterized. The record is from RefSeq and is a predicted model, not a curated record. Bases 315 to 1232 code for a protein of 305 amino acids. The transcript is spliced from 6 exons. NCBI's taxonomy places the organism in Eukaryota, Metazoa, Echinodermata, Echinoidea, Temnopleuroida, Toxopneustidae.